This is a messenger RNA of Pomacea canaliculata, 1953 nucleotides long. RefSeq names its product tektin-1-like. Lineage: Eukaryota; Metazoa; Mollusca; Gastropoda; Architaenioglossa; Ampullariidae. Gene Ontology annotation, biological process: cilium movement involved in cell motility; cilium assembly. The record is from RefSeq and is a predicted model, not a curated record. Gene Ontology annotation, cellular component: microtubule cytoskeleton; nucleus. Bases 244 to 1452 code for a protein of 402 amino acids. The transcript has 8 exons.
UCUACACGUGGUAAGUAGACUGAACCACUCCGUGUCGAAGUUCAACCGGACGCCUCGGGUUCUACCAAUCAAAGCAACGGAGACUGUCGACCAAUAGAAAAUGCUAUUUUAAAUUGCAUCCACAACUACCGUUGCCAGGUGUUCCAUUGUAAACAACGUGGAGUUGACAGUCUUCAAUCAUUAUUUCCAACAAGAACUGUGAGAGUAAACCAGAAAAUAAGGUGUGUACCGCAAAUUGUACUCAUGGCUAAGCUGGUUCGUCCCCCUCCUCGUUUUAACCACGAAGAGUGGACUCGAUCAAACCUCACUAAAUAUGCAAACGCCGAUGUUGAGCGACAGUCAGCAGAACGACUGGUGGAGGAAUCCAAGCGCCUUUCAGAUGAAACUCAAAAGCGUUCAGAGAGGUCACAAGCUGAUGUGCACAAAAAGCUGCAGCAACGUCUAGAUGACAUCAGAUAUUGGAAGAAAGAACUGGACGACAAAUUAGAUAGGCUUGUAACAGAGAUUGAUAGUCUGAUUGCAUAUAAAACACGUGUUGAGAAAGCUCUUCAAGCAAGUGAAGAACCACUGCACAUUGCAAAACAGUGUUUAGCCAACAGGGAAAGGAGAACAUCCAUAGACCUAGUGCAUGAUGAUGUGCAGAAGGAGUUGUUGAAAGAAGUGGAGACCCUUGAAGGUGUGCAGGCUCUUCUGCAGCGUACCUUGGAUGAAGCCACAGAGCAACUUAGAUUAAACAGGAAGGCCAAGUAUCUGAUUGAAAAAGACCUCAAAGACAAGUUUCAUGCUCAAGAUAUUGAUGAAUACUGUGAGCAUCUUCGCAAUAACUCAGCUGAAAUUCAUUACAAGGAUGGAGCUGUUAAGAUUGAAACCAAUUCCACGUCGCCAGAGGAAUGGAAGGAUUUCUCCAAUGCCAAUAUCGAGAAUGCCGAGCGUGAACGUAUGAACUCCACUAACCUACGCUCCGCCAUUGAUGGAAUUCUGCAGCAGACGACCAACGACAUACGUAAACAGACGGACGCCACCAACUUGGCUUUUGCCAAGCGAAUCGCUGAGACCAAGGACACCAAAGGAAAGCUGGAAGACCAUCUGAACAAGGUGCUUGCACAAAUAAUAGAAAACGAGGAGAAUGUAGCCCGGUUACGGAAGGCCAUCGCUGACAAGCAGCCUCCACUGAUGCUGGCCGAGACUCGCCUGGACACGCGCAAAAACCGUCCCAACGUCGAGCUGUGUCGCGACCCGGUGCAAUAUCGUCUUAUUGAGGAGGUGACAGAGCUAGAGUGUUCGAUCGCUCAACUAAAGCAACGGUUGGCGGACACACUGGACUCACUGAAGGGCCUGGCCCGCAACCAGCUGAGUCUAGAAGACGACAUCAAGGUGAAGACCAACACGCUCUUCAUCGACGACGUGGAGUGUAUGGGGAUGCGCAAGAGCUUGAACAUCCAGUACUUCUGAACAGCGCUGACAGAAGAUACAAAAUAUAGAGCCGAACCAGGGUUAACAUUAUUAUGGCCUGUCUAAUAGAACUGCGUAAAAACAAAGAAUGCUUCUUCAUUAACUCUCAAAUUAAUUUGUGGGGAAAAACGCUACAAAAGCUGGAAAUGGGAUUUUGAUACUCACAGUGACGGACAUGAACAAAAGCUUUUUUUGUGUGAGCAGGUGUAAGAUCCGAACUAUUUGAGAGUGGUAUUCAAGCAAUUUAAUCAGUUUUGUUUUCGUUACAUACCUCUACUUUUAUAUCUGUUUAUAUCUAUCAGAACUUGCAGUCAUCGUCAUUUGAGAAAGUGGGUACCUUUUUUUUUAAUACGAUUAAAAAUUCUCACCCUCUUUUAGGACGCAUUUUUACAAUACCUUGGGGUAACGGAUAAUAGCGAAGUUGAUGUGAAAUUGCUUUUACUGCAAAAUAUUGUUCACUCAUACUUUCAAAAGAAUUAAAAGCUGCGGUGAACAACACGC